UUGAACUCCUAGCCUCAAGUGAUCCAAAAUGCUGGGAUUACAGGCAUGAGCUGCUGUACCCAGUGGGUUUUGCCAUGUUAAUAAUGAUAAGAGUGAGAGGGUAAGUCUGAACAAGGUCAUUUAAUUACUAAGUGGUGAUGCUGGGAUUUGAACCCAGAUAGUCUAACUUCAGAGUACAACAUUACAACCUACCACAUUUGAUCUCCUAUUACAUUUGCUAGUGUAAAUUCACUCUAGCACAGUGUUUCAGAUAUCGGAGCCUUUUAGUUAAUGUUUUUGACAUUGAAUUCUCUUGCUUCCUUACUCUUGUUUCACCAGGAUUCGUGACAGAAUUCUCCUUGCCUCAAUCAUACCAGAAUAGAGUAAACUGAGGCUGCAGCUAGGUGGGUAGAGAGCCCUGUAAGAGUCUGUUCUCUAACGUGUGGGCUCUCUGGAGAUAAGCAAAGGCUGCCAGCCUGACAAAUCCACUGCCACGGAUAGUGUAGACAUUUCCGCCCCAGAAAGGAUAUUGUACUAUAUUCAUAGACUAUUAGAGUUGGAAGGAGAUUAACUGGUUUUGAAACGCUUAGUUGUGGGCACCCUUGUUAAAAAUGGCUUUUUAAAGAAGUAUAUAUUUAAAAAACAGUUGAGAAGAAGAGAACCUGUAGUGAGCCUCCCCUUCAUACCCCCCUACAAAAACAUUUUAUAAACCCCUAGAACUGAGGAACCCAGUUUGUAAAACAUUGUAACCCCCUCAUUUAACAGAUGAAGAACCUUACGUUCAAACCUAGUGAUGACAAAGGCUACACAGCGUGUUAGGUAUGGAGACAAUACCUAAACUCUUGUGAGGUUCUGUAAUUCCAAUGCUUUCGGUGGAAAUCAUUUUUAUGCAGCAUUUUUAAAGGGACUGCAUUGGGCAAAGCACUAAACUAGCUAUGAGGACGACAAAUAUGAACAAGUCCUAGUCCCACCCAAUCAGGAACACAGUUGAGGCUAAUAACCUAGAAACACAAGACAGCACACGCACGCAGUUAACUUGCUUAUAGUUCCCGAACUGGUUCCUGAGACAGAAGGAUGCCAGGACCUUGGCCAGUUCUGGGCAGGGGGUGUGGGCUGAAUAAGGAGAGUCUAUCCUGGUGGAGAGACGUCCGGGGCCUCUGGGAGAGAAGGGGCAGGAGGAGGAAGUAUGGCUGGCGGGCCCCACACCAAGGUCUAACUGGGAAAGGGGUGGCUCACAGAGUGGGUGGACCAAGCAGAGCUCUCCACCGGUUUUUUUUUCCUCCGCCGGUUUUAAUGGCUCAGACUCGUAUUCAUCGGGCUUCAAGGGUCCGCGGGGUGGCGGGCGGAAGGGGCGGGGCUUGAAGCGGAAGUCCCUCGGUCAGCUCAAGUCACGUGAGAGGGGAUGCUCCGAGCCCAGCUCGUGCGCAGGAAGCAUGGCACUCUGGCGGGCAUACCAGCGGGCUCUGGCUGCUCACCCGUGGAAAGUACAGGUCUUGACAGCUGGGUCCCUGAUGGGCGUAGGUGACAUUAUCUCACAGCAGCUGGUGGAGAAGCGGGGUCUGCGGGAACACCAGACGGGCCGGACCCUGACCAUGGUAUCUCUGGGCUGUGGCUUUGUGGGCCCCGUAGUAGGAGGCUGGUACAAGGUUUUGGAUCGGUUCAUCCCUGGCACCACCAAGGUGGAUGCACUAAAGAAGAUGUUGUUGGAUCAGGGAGGCUUUGCCCCAUGUUUUCUAGGCUGCUUCCUCCCACUGGUAGGGGCACUCAAUGGACUGUCAGCCCAGGACAACUGGGCCAAACUCCAGCGGGAUUAUCGUGAUGCCCUCAUCACCAACUACUAUCUCUGGCCUGCUGUGCAGUUAGCCAACUUCUACUUGGUCCCCCUUCAUUACAGGGAGGAUCUUGCUUCCACAACCCUUGUCUCCAUGCCACCUGAGCUCACCACCUUUGAUGGCCUCUCUGCAGGGACAGUGCCAGGGAUGCUGCAGCCUAGGUUAGGCAGAAAGGUAGACCAAAAAGCCAAGUAGGAGCCUGGCCAGGUUGGCUGUUGUCCAGUGUGUUGCUGUUAUCUGGAAUUCCUACCUGUCCUGGAAGGCGCAUCAGCUCUAAGUCUGCCUCGCUCAG
Microcebus murinus (gray mouse lemur) is the source of this 2103-nucleotide messenger RNA. The record is from RefSeq and is a predicted model, not a curated record. Lineage: Eukaryota; Metazoa; Chordata; Mammalia; Primates; Cheirogaleidae.